GACGCCAACGUGACCCUUCCGCCCUUGGGAGACUUCGCUGUAGGCAUGUUCUUUGUUCCCGACAAGGACAAGCUUGAAGGGGUCAUGCAAAAUUUUGAACACUAUGCCAGCCUCUGUGAAUGCAAGGUUCUGUUUUGGCGUCUGGCCGAUGUGAACAACGCCCAUAUCGGCCCCGUCGCGGCCUCCGCAGAACCAUUAGUCGUACAGCAAGUUUGGACCGCCUCUCCAAACAAGACGGCUGUCUACACAGGCACUAACAUGAGCCCUGAUGAUACUGGCUUAAUUUCGAUAGAUUAA
Dibothriocephalus latus is the source of this 297-nucleotide messenger RNA. The record is from the annotation of a GenBank genome assembly. NCBI's taxonomy places the organism in Eukaryota, Metazoa, Platyhelminthes, Cestoda, Diphyllobothriidea, Diphyllobothriidae.